GCCCGAAACAGAAAACGUAUGUAUGCAAAAUGUACAUGGGCGCUUUGGUGGCUGCACUCCCUCUUUUGGCCGCUAGGAAGAGACUCCGAACCAGGAAUGGUAACCUGGUGCUCGGAGCGUCCCACAGCAGAACUCCACUUGAGAGUCGGUACAGCAAGCGCCAUCCUCACAGUGGCCUGGCCGGGAUGGAGAAGGACGCCCCUGAAGAGGAGCCACCCCGCCAGCGGAACGGCUUCGUGGGCAUGCUUUAUGGGGAGUUUACGGACACGCUCGACGACAAGGUCCGGUACUCAGUGAGCCUGACGGAGAGCGCCCUGACCAUCCAGAGGAUCUCCUCGUCGCCCGGCCGGACCAAGGUGGUCUUCAACUUGACGGACUGCGUCGGCUGCCGGGCGUACAGAGGGACCGACAGCGCGGACGUCGGCGCCUACUUUACCGCCUAUUUUUACCCAUUCAAACGGCGCUGGAUGAGCGCCGGCGUGGCCCGGCAGCGAGUGGAGCAGUGCUUUCGGGUGGCGCUGGUCCAAGACCCCCGGACUAACCUUCAGGAGGCUGAACGGUGGGCUUGUGCCAUCAGGGAUGCUUCUGUGCAGCAGGCACCCCGGAAAGACGGUGAGCAAGGUCACACUGUGCGGCGGCCGUGCAGAGUCAUGAUCCUGGUGAACCCUCUGAGUGGACGCGGGCAGGCUCUGCAGCUUUUCACCGGCCACCUGCAGGGCAUGCUCACCGAAGCUGCCGUUCCCUACACGCUCGUUAUCACAGAGCGCCAGAACCACGCGCGGGAGCUGGUGAAGAAGGCGGACCUGUCACAAUGGGACGCUCUGGUUAUCAUGUCGGGAGACGGGCUGCUCUUUGAGGUGAUAAAUGGUCUGAUGGAGCGUGACGACUGGCAAGAGGCCAUUCAGACCCCUUUGGGGAUUCUCCCGGGUGGCUCUGGCAACGCCCUGGCCGCCUCCGUCCAUCACUACUCUCAGUCCCCCCCUGCGUGGAAUGAAGAACUCCUUCUGAGUUGCGGCUUCGUGCUGUGCAAGGGUCUCGUGGGUUCUUUGGACUUGGUGUCCAUUCACUUGGCCUCCAAACAGCGUAUCUUCUCCUUCCUGUCCCUGGCCUGGGGCUUUGUGGCCGACGUGGACAUCGAGAGCGAGAAGUACCGCCACGUGGGCGCCAUCCGCUUCCUGAUGGGCACCCUGGUGCGCCUGGCCACUCUGCGAGUGUACCAGGGCAGAUUGGCGUACCUUCCGGUGAAGGAGAAGCCGAGCCUUUCUCCGGCGCCUCGGCGACCCUCGCUGUGCUCCUCCCUCCCCUGCCAGCUCAUUCCCAACUCCUCCCCGACACACAAACCGCACCGCCAUCGCAACAACACGAACUCCCCCCAAAACACCGUCAGCAGCAGCUCCUCCGUUCACGCCAAAAGACUCAAAACUCCAAAUGACGGCCAAACCCGAGCGCCGCCGGAUUCUCUCUUACCGGGACUGGACCAGCCGGUCCCGGAGAGCUGGACCGUUGUCAAGACGGAGGACUUUGUCUUGGUGCUUGCAAUUUACCAGUCUCACCUGGCCGAGGACUUGUGGGCCGUCCCCGGCGCGGCGGCGGAUGACGGAAUCAUCCACCUCUUUUACGUGACCGGCGGAAUCUCCCGACCCGCCCUCCUGCGCCUCUUCCUCGCCAUGGAGAAAGGUGCGCAUCUAGCUUGCGGCUGCCCUCACCUGGUCUACGAGAAGGUGCGAGCGCUGCGGCUGGAGCCCAUCUCGAGGCACGGUGUGAUCACGGUGGACGGAGAGACGGUGGAAUACGGGCCGGUUCAGGCUCAAAUCCACCCCGGACUGGCCAGACUCAUUUAUGGAUGACGGCAGAUUAUGUUAAUCUUCGAGUUGGAGAGCUUUCAAGUUGGGGCCUUUUCACUCAGCGUUAAGCUCCGCGUAUGAUGCUGUGUUUUCCUAAGUGCCAAAGACAUGUCAUCAGCCUCUGAGAAUUCCUCUAUUUUUAUACUGAAGCAACCCCCUUUUUUUAAGCCCCGCCCCUUCCCCAACCUUUCGGAUUCAUGGUCCAAGUCGUGGGACGUCGUCCGUCGACCGCUGGCUGGUCCCAGCGUAACCAAACACUCGUGGCGAGCUCCCCUCGCACGCGUUUGUGGAAAUCGAAUACAAUGUAUGCGAGCGGCCGCGCGUGAGGAUCCUUUGGCGCAUGGUUGCCGUGGCGGAGGAGCGCAUUGUUCACUCCGCUGUCAGACCGCAUCAGCGCCACUCGCACGAAGACAAGCACAUUUUUUGCCAUCCGGGGAGAUUCUCAAGGGAAUAGCCAAGCACCUCUAUCAAAGCAGGAAGACAUCCCUGAGGGAAAAUUGAUCUUCAUCUUUGUGUCAAACUUAAAAAGUGUCCAAAAGUGGCUACGUGUGUAUAUUACCUAGCGUCUUCCAAACUAUUACGACAGCAUUGAAUUGUUCUGCCCGUCACUGCAUGUCGCCCGGCACGGAUGGAUGAGCAAAGAUACAGUUUGUAUCAAAGAAAUAAAUGAUUCAUUCGACAAAUAGAGCAAUUCAUUGACAACAACGCUCCCGUUGAGCUUUCAUGAUGGCCCACAAAUGUGUCGCGACACAGUGCUGGCGACUCACCGUUCCCUAUAUGUUAAGAUGCUAUGCGUAGCAUCUUCGCUUCAGUUGGAAGACUGCACUCACUCUACUUCCCUCCGUUCGUGAGCCAUCACCAUGUGUCCUUAUUGCAAAGCUUCGUGUGCGCAAAAAUACUAAAAUAAGUUUAGUUUGUGGCUGCAUAAGAGCAGCCCCGAGGGUUUCCACACGCAGGUUCUGCUGUGUUGUCAUUUGAGACGCACGCAAUCAGCGUUGGCUGGAGGGAGUCGGGCGUUGUUUAGCUUUGGGGUGGAGGAGAGGGACAAAUAUUGACAACUUCAUCAUUGCCUCAUUGACACGCACGUGCACUAAUCAUGUUUGGGAAUGGUGCCGCCGACCACGCCGCACCCGGCCGGGUAUGAAGCAGCUGCAUCUCAUCAUGCAGCGGUAGAUCUUAGAUGACCUUUAUGGCAAAUUUCUUGAUCUCCUGACACAGCAGAUUCAAGGAAAACAGAAUGAAAACACAAAACACAAAGGUCAAAUAUUAACCUUCAUGUUCCAAGGGUGCAUGGGAUGUAAAUGUUAUUUCCCACACAUGCAGCGCCUCAUACGAAUGCGGCAAAAGAAUUGCACGCAUUCUUUUUCUUCGACCUUUCACUUGGAUCGUUCAUUUUUAUUGCAAUGUACCUGAAGUAGACUUGACCUAAAAGCAUCUUCAAUGCAGUGCCCAUUUUUUUUCAUUUAUGAUUCUGAUUAUUAUGAUUUAAAGUCGCUCUGUAAUGCUCAUAGAUGCAGCAUGAGCAACAUAUCGUAUCCUGAGUUGUCUUAUCCAGGUGCUGUACGGAUGGCAUGCUAUCCCAAAUGCAUCGUCAUUGAGGGCCGAGGCUUCCCCCUAGUGGAUGACUUGCAGUAAACAUGGCUAUCUCGAUUGACCCUGAGCUUUUUUUGGAGUUAUAUAAUGCACUCUCAGACCGUCACGACAGUCAUGUCUUUUUUUUAACUUAAAUCUUGAGAGGAUUAAGCACAGUUUUAUUAGAAUUUGAUGUGGAGAAAAAGCAUCAUAUUCUAACUUACUGCCAGAAAUAUUUACAAAAAUCCUUGCGUAGGAAAUAUAAACAAAUGUGUUAGUAAGGAUGUCGUUGCACUACUUUGUGGUUUGCUAUGAUAAAUUAUUCCACUUGCUGCCGUCAUGUAGCAUCUGUCUGAACACAAUUUGAACGGCUAGUGUCUUUGUCAUGAGUUUUUAAUUCAUAAUUUAGGAGACGUCUCACUGGGUUAUGUGCAGAAAUCAGGUCAAAACUCAAUGAUGCGGUGACGUUUGUUGCUUGAUGUUGGACACGCAUUGAAAACAUAUUUUGUGAGUACAGUAUACGAUGCUGGAGUGUACAAUGAAUACAAUACCGGACUAGAGGUCUCAUUUGUGAGACACCUGUACACAAGUAUAAACGAUACUUUAAAGAGGAAAUUCCUUUAUUGUUUUGACAUCAUUAAACGUGUUGUUAAAUGAACUUUCAAUGCAGUAGGUAUGUAUGCUGUUGUUCAGUGCUUUAUUCUGGUAAGGCAAUAAAUUUGGAUCUGGAAAUUUUUA
Messenger RNA from Hippocampus zosterae (dwarf seahorse), 4154 nucleotides. Its product is annotated as sphingosine kinase 1-like. The record is from RefSeq and is a predicted model, not a curated record. The transcript is spliced from 5 exons. Gene Ontology annotation, biological process: negative regulation of apoptotic process; cellular response to growth factor stimulus; sphingosine biosynthetic process. The coding region runs from base 30 to 1847 and encodes 605 amino acids. Gene Ontology annotation, cellular component: membrane; cytoplasm; intracellular membrane-bounded organelle. Lineage: Eukaryota; Metazoa; Chordata; Actinopteri; Syngnathiformes; Syngnathidae.